AUGCAGGGCCUGGGGCUGCUGCUCUGCGCCCUACUGUGUGUGGGGGUCAGUGGGGCCCCGGGCGGGAAUGAGGAGCUGCGGCUCUACGAGAAACUCUUCGCCAACUACGACAAGAACACGCGGCCAGUGAUACGCCCCGACGACACGGUGCCCGUGCAGAUAAUGCUCACACUGACCAACCUCAUCUCGCUGAAUGAAAAGGAGGAGACUCUGACCACCAAUGUCUGGAUAAAGUUUGAAUGGGUGGACUAUCGGCUGAAUUAUAGCAACAGUGAGUUUGAAGGGAUCCGCUCCCUGCGCGUCCCCUCCGACAUGGUCUGGCUGCCGGACAUCGUCCUGGAGAACAACAUCGACGGGCAGUUUGAGAUUGCCUACUACGCGAACGUGCUGGUGUACCCUGGGGGGGCCAUGUACUGGCUGCCCCCCGCCAUCUACCGCAGCACCUGUGCCAUCGAAGUCACCUACUUCCCCUUCGACUGGCAGAACUGCUCCCUUGUCUUCCAGUCCCAGACGUACAGCGCCAACGAGGUUGAACUGCAGCUCUCAAUCAAUGAGGAGACGGCCCGCCCCUUUGACGAGAUCGAUAUAGACCCCGCCGCCUUCACAGGUAUGGGGGGGUGGGAAAGAGGGUGUCUGCCAGCCCCCCCUGAACAGACCCCCAAGGGGGCAGGGGGUGUCUGCCACAGCUCCCCCCAGGGGCAAAUGUCUGCCAGGUCCCCCCCAGUGGGGGUCUCCCCGAAGGGCAGGGGUGUGCUCCCCACAGCACCCGCUGCCCCCGCUGCCUCCCGCCCUGCAGAGAACGGGGAGUGGGCGAUCCGGCACCGGCCGGCCCGGAAGGUGCUGCACCCAGAGCUGGGCCGGGAGGCGCUCGGCUUCCAGGAGAUCCGCUUCUCGCUCAUCAUCCAGCGCAAGCCCCUCUUCUACGUCAUCAACAUCAUCGUGCCCUGCGUGCUCAUCUCCUCCCUCGUCGUGCUGGUCUACUUCCUGCCCGCCCAAGCCGGUGGCCAGAAAUGCACCCUCUCCAUCUCAGUGCUGCUGGCUCAAACUGUCUUCCUCUUCCUCAUCGCCCAAAAAAUCCCAGAGACCUCGCUCAGCGUCCCCCUCAUUGGCAAGUACCUGAUGUUCGUCAUGGGGGUGGCGACGCUGAUCGUGAUGAAUUGUGUCAUUGUGCUGAAUGUUUCCCUGCGAACGCCGAACACCCACUGCAUGUCUGAGCAACUCAAACAUGUGUUCCUAGAGGUGCUGCCACGGUACCUGGGCUCAGCCCUGGAGCCCACGGGGGACCCCUGGGCUGCGCCCCCCACCCGGCGGCGCAGCUCCUUCGCCAUCAUGCUCAAAGCCGAGGAGUACAUCCUCAAGAAGCCACGCAGUGAGAUCCUCUUUGAGCGGCAGGGCCAGCGCCAUGGGCUCAACAGGACCCCAGCCUGUGACGGGGUGGACGUCGGCGUCACCAGCACCUUGUACAAGAACCUGGCCAGCGCAGCCCCUGAGAUCCGGGCGUGCGUGGAGGCCUGCAACUUCAUCACAGAGACCACGAGAGAGCAGAAUGCCAGCAGCGCGGAGAUGGAGAACUGGGUGCUGAUCGGGAAGGUGAUUGACAAGCUGUGCUUCUGUGCCGCCAUCCUGCUCUUCACUAUCGGCACCCUCGGCAUUUUCCUCAUGGGGCAUUUCAACCAGGUGCCAGACAACCCCUUCCCCCUGCAGCCGGACCCGUAG
Emys orbicularis (European pond turtle) is the source of this 1716-nucleotide messenger RNA. RefSeq names its product cholinergic receptor nicotinic epsilon subunit (gene CHRNE). Gene Ontology annotation, cellular component: neuron projection; postsynaptic membrane; plasma membrane. NCBI's taxonomy places the organism in Eukaryota, Metazoa, Chordata, Testudines, Emydidae. The record is from RefSeq and is a predicted model, not a curated record. Gene Ontology annotation, molecular function: transmembrane signaling receptor activity; acetylcholine-gated monoatomic cation-selective channel activity. Gene Ontology annotation, biological process: monoatomic ion transmembrane transport; signal transduction; regulation of membrane potential.